AUGACGGAAGCCAUUCACUCGCAGUACGACUCGAUCCUCAUCCUCGACUUCGGAUCGCAGUACUCGCACCUCAUCACUCGACGAUGCCGUGAGCUCAACGUCUACUGUGAGAUGCUUCCCUGCACUCAAAAGAUCAAGGACCUCGACUGGAAGCCUAAGGGCAUCAUCCUCUCCGGCUCGCCCUACUCGGUCUACGACGACAUCGCCCCCCGAGUCGACCCGGACGUCUUCACCGCUGGCGUGCCCGUGCUCGGCAUCUGUUACGGUCUCCAGGAGAUCGCCUGGAAUCACGGCGGCAAGGUCGACCCGCACGAUAAGCGCGAGUACGGCCACGCCAUGGUCGAGGUUGUCAAGACCGGCAAUCCCCAUCUCGAUGCGCUCUUCAAGAACUGGGAGGGCAGCGUCCAGGUGUGGAUGUCGCACGGUGACCAGCUCUCCAAGGCUCCCGAGGACUUUGAGGUCAUCGCUCGCACUCCCACCGCUCCUUUCGCCGCCAUGGCACACAAGACCAAGCCCAUCUACGGUGUCCAAUUCCACCCCGAGGUGACUCACUCGCUGCGCGGCGUCGAGCUGUUUGACAGCUUUGUCGACAUCUGCGCCUGCCGACGCGACUGGACCAUGGAGACCUUCAUCGACAAGGAGAUCAAGCGCAUUCGCGAGAUCGUCGGCCCCAAGGGCCAGGUGCUCGGUGCCAUUUCGGGUGGUGUUGACUCUUCCGUCGCCGCCAAGCUCAUGCACGAAGCCAUCGGUGACCGAUUCCACGCAGUCAUGGUCGACAACGGUGUGCUGCGAACCAACGAGGCCGCCCAAGUCUACGAGAUGCUCUCCAAGGAUCUCGGUGUCAACCUGACGGUCGUCGACGCAUCCGAGCAAUUCCUGUCUAAGCUCAAAGACGUCGAGGACCCCGAGCAGAAACGCAAGAUCAUCGGCAACACCUUCAUCCACGUCUUUGAGGCCGAAGUCGCUAAGCUCGAGAAGGAGGCGGAAGACGAGGAGGCCGCUGCGCUCGCCGCCGGCAAGCCGCAGGAAGCCAAGGGCAAGUUCGAAUACCUCCUCCAGGGAACGCUCUAUCCCGAUGUCAUCGAGAGCAUCUCGUUCAAGGGCCCCUCGGCGACCAUCAAGACGCACCACAAUGUCGGUGGGCUGUUGGAGGACAUGAAGCUCAAGCUGAUCGAGCCGUUGCGCGAGCUGUUCAAGGACGAGGUGCGUGCGCUUGGCCGACUCUUGGGUAUUCCGGCGCACUUGGUGGGACGACACCCGUUCCCCGGACCAGGACUGGCGAUCCGCAUUCUCGGACCGGUGACCAAGGAGCAGGUCAAGAUCCUGCAGCAUGCAGACAGCAUCUACAUCGAGGAGAUCCGUGCGGCUGGACUGUAUGACCAGAUCUCGCAGGCGUUUGCUGUGCUCCUGCCCGUCAGGGCGGUGGGUGUUCAGGGUGACAAGAGGACCUACGACCAGGUUAUCGCUCUCCGAGCAGCGGCAACGACCGACUUUAUGACCGCCACGUGGUACCCUUUCCCCGCCGAGUUCCUGAGCAAGGUCUCGAACCGUAUUACGAACGAGGUGCAGGGCGUCAACCGCGUCGUGCUGGACAUCUCGAGCAAGCCCCCUGCCACCAUCGAGUGGUUGUAG
Messenger RNA from Kalmanozyma brasiliensis GHG001, 1632 nucleotides. RefSeq names its product Glutamine amidotransferase. Bases 1 to 1632 code for a protein of 543 amino acids. The record is from RefSeq and is a predicted model, not a curated record. Gene Ontology annotation, cellular component: cytosol. Gene Ontology annotation, biological process: GMP biosynthetic process. Gene Ontology annotation, molecular function: ATP binding; GMP synthase (glutamine-hydrolyzing) activity; GMP synthase activity. Lineage: Eukaryota; Fungi; Basidiomycota; Ustilaginomycetes; Ustilaginales. The transcript has a single exon.